Olea europaea var. sylvestris is the source of this 1151-nucleotide messenger RNA. RefSeq names its product tRNA (guanine(26)-N(2))-dimethyltransferase-like. The record is from RefSeq and is a predicted model, not a curated record. Gene Ontology annotation, cellular component: nucleus. NCBI's taxonomy places the organism in Eukaryota, Viridiplantae, Streptophyta, Magnoliopsida, Lamiales, Oleaceae. Gene Ontology annotation, molecular function: RNA binding. The transcript has 4 exons. Gene Ontology annotation, biological process: tRNA N2-guanine methylation. Bases 60 to 1136 code for a protein of 358 amino acids.
AGAAGUAGAUAGUCUCUUAGAAUUACUGUAAUUCCUCGUUUCUUGUACACUUUCCCGCCAUGUUAUCUCUUUCCCUUAAACCCGUAACCCCUUUUACCCACCAAACCCCCAAAUUCCCAACCUCAACAAAAUGCUGCAUAUCUGAAAGGGGUCACUGCUUUGACAUCGGCGACACCUUCUUCCGCCAUGAGAGCGCCACUGGCCGCGACCUCGGUGUGCUCGCAGCUGCCAUUUACAAGAAAUCACACAAUGCCCUCCGUGUGCUCGACGCAAUGUGCGGCUGUGGAAUCAGAUCUUUACGCUAUCUGGCGGAGGCUGAUGCUGAUUUUGUGAUGGCUAAUGAUGCGAAUGAGGAAUAUGGGAGUGUUAUUACGGGUAAUUUGGAGAGGGCGGGUAAGGGGUAUGGAGAAAAUAAGAGAUGGGUUAUUACGCAUUCGGAUGCGAACCGGGUUUUGACAGAGUGUUAUUUGAGGAGGGAUUACUUUGAUUUUAUUGAUAUUGAUUCGUUUGGUAGUGAUUCGAGUUUCUUGAGGUCUGCUUUGGGUGCUGUGAAAUUGGAUGGGCUUUUAUACCUCACUUCCACUGAUGGUUUCUCUUCUGGUGGACACCGGCCUCUACACUCUUUGGCUGCAUAUGGAGCUUAUGUUCGGCCUAUGCCUUACUCGAAUGAGAUUGGUUUAAGAAUGCUUAUUGGUGGAGCUGUAAGGGAGGCUUCUGUUUUGGGUUAUCAUGUUGCACCACUUUUCUCAUACUAUUCGUACCACGGGCCCAUCUUUCGAGCAAUGCUUCGUGUUAGGCGUGGGAAGCAUCCCGAUAACAGGCACUACAGUUUCAUCAGUUACUGCAGUCGAUGUGGAAAUUCUUAUGCAAUUUCAUGGGAUAAACUUAGUGCAAUUGGCUGCUCUUGCAAUGCAAACGUUCCGGGUUCACUCAUUGUUUCUGGGCCUCUCUGGACUGGACCUCUUCACAGUGCACCCUUUCUUACUGAAAUGCUAAAUUUGGCUGAGCAAUGGGGUUGGACGGGCAAUGGCACAGGAAAACAACUCGAAAAGUUGUUAAAUCAGAUGAUGGAUGAAAGUGACCCUAAAUUGCCUUUUGGAUACAUCAAACUAGACGAGGUAUUCAAGACAUUGUAAUAUCAUAUUGUUUUU